AGUAAUUCGAGAUUUGCACACGAGGCUCUGCGGAGAGCAGGAAAACCAUCAGAGUAAGGAAUCUGACACACUGAAGACCGAUACACCCGCCGACCCCGUGGAAGUGAGUUGAAAAGCUGGACGAAUCCAAACCUGCACCUGUCGUUUGGAAAGGGGGAAAGGAUGAAAGAUCUGAUCCACAGACGAGGAUAAAAGCCACGUUAAACAUGCCUCACGCAGAUGCAUCGAAUUUCUCCACCUCGCUGAGCAAAGCAGAGGCAUACUCCCAACUCCUGGCGUCUCUCACAUCUCUGCUCGAAGGCCAGCGUAACUGGGUGGCCAACACGGCCAAUGCGGCCUCGUUACUCUGGCAUAUGUUCCAUUCUCUCCCACCGCCGUCAUCAUCCGUGAACUGGAGCGGCUUUUACGUGCUCGACCCCACGGAUCCGCAGAAGCAGUUGAUCCUUGGCCCGUUCAUGGGGAAGGUCGCUUGCCAGACCAUCAGGAUUGGAAAGGGCGUAUGUGGUGCUGCGGCCGAAGGCGAAGGGAGGACGGUGCUGGUCGAGGACGUCGAGCAGUUUCCAGGUCAUAUUGCGUGCGACAGCGACAGCCGAAGUGAGAUCGUGGUUCCAAUCAAGAGUGGUGGAAAGGUCGUCGGUGUCCUUGACAUUGAUUGCGCCGAGGUAGGCGGGUUCGACGGUCAAGAUCAGGAAGGUCUGGAGAAUAUCGCUGAACUGCUCGGCAAGUCGUGCGAAUGGUAACAAGGACAAGUUCUCGCUAUGUCUUGACGCUUUUCUUCAUUCCGCUUUGAAUGCCGUCGUGGGUAUCAACUCCUCCCGUAUGCUAUUUAUCCUUAACAAUCGGCAGCCAUGCAUCUGUCUGAACAUUCCAUCGCUGCUCUUCUGC
Messenger RNA from Exophiala xenobiotica, 885 nucleotides. RefSeq lists its product as uncharacterized. The record is from RefSeq and is a predicted model, not a curated record. NCBI's taxonomy places the organism in Eukaryota, Fungi, Ascomycota, Eurotiomycetes, Chaetothyriales, Herpotrichiellaceae. Gene Ontology annotation, cellular component: cytosol. Bases 207 to 740 code for a protein of 177 amino acids. The transcript has 3 exons. Gene Ontology annotation, molecular function: protein binding; L-methionine (R)-S-oxide reductase activity.